Erythranthe guttata (spotted monkey flower) is the source of this 975-nucleotide messenger RNA. The record is from RefSeq and is a predicted model, not a curated record. Lineage: Eukaryota; Viridiplantae; Streptophyta; Magnoliopsida; Lamiales; Phrymaceae.
ACACACACACACACUCUCUAAUAUAUCUUCUUCUCAAAUUCCCAAAGAAUAAAAGCACAAUUCUCUUUGAGCCUAAUUCAAUAAAAUGGAUCUCUCCGAAAUUUUCGGUUUCUUGAUAAUCCUAAAAGAAACCCUAGUAAUCCUCCCGAAAAAUGGGAAACUCGUGGCCUCGAUCGCCUUUCUUUCCCUCCUCCUAUCUUCAAUCCUCAUCUCCUUAUUCGUUUACUUCUUACAAUCACUCUGGGCUAAUAUGCUCGCUUCUUACGCCAACCCCGAAUAUUCCGAUGCUCUGUACAACCCUAAUAAUAAUAAUAGUAACCACGUGCUGAAAUACACCUUACUUCUUCUUGUAGUCCAACUCUCCUUCUUGUUCAUUUUCGUCAUAAUAUCCAACUUACUUAGCACCGCAACUAUACUAGUAUCGGCAUUUUCUUACACCGGCAAGAAAUUAGAUUCGAAAGAUCUUUUCUCGAGCAUCAAACGAACAUGGAAGAAACCCUUCUCUAGAAGAUUCUCUUCAUCAUCAUCGUCCCGUUUUCGUUCAAUCGCUGUCGUUUUAGCUGUUAUCAUACUGUAUUCGUCGGUUGUUUCGGCUUUGUCGGUUGUGAUAUCUAUUGUUGAAGUUAGUUCGAGGAUGGAGGCGUUGGAAAAGGCCGAAAAGCUCGUUGAGGGGGGCCAGCGCCUCCAUGGAUUCAUGCUCAACUUGUUCUUCAAUCUGGUGGCGUUGAUUCUAAUUUUGCCGGCUUCUUAUUAUUAUAUCGAUAAAUUGUCCGUGAAUAAAUUCGCGAUUUAUUACGGGUUGUUCUUUUUGAAUUUCGUCUCCUUGUUGAACAUUUUUGUUUUUACGGCGUACACCGUGUUUUAUUACUGGUGUAAGAAGCACCACGGUGAAGAAGAAGAAGAAAAAGAAGAAGAUAUAAAUGUACAAUACAGUCAAUUACCUGCUUUGGAUAGUGAUAUUCCCUGAGGAUGGCU